GCCGUGCCACGCUAUCAUUAUCGAAAUGCUCUAUGUAUUCUUAGUCUUCCUGCUCUGAGUCCUACAUAAAUGGUACGCGCAUGUGUUGUCACAUCACUGGAAAUUGAUUCGGCUUCGGAUCUGGUCCUAGAUUCUCGCACUCUUUUUCUUGGACUCUCAUAAGUAGAACUUCAACCAGAAGGCCAUCGUAGACCCGCUUGGCCAGGGCUUCCCAUUUCAUUACUCUUCAUGAUCUGUGCUCGUCACGUUUUUCGGUGCUUCAAAUGGCUUGAGCGGGCUGGAGACCGCAUCACAGGCGCAGCAGGCCCAUAUUUCGUUGGACUUGCAGUAAUACUCCAAGCAAUUGGAACAGCCAGCUUUUUCACGGUGAUUCAACCCAGCCUUCCCCUUCCUUGGCUUACCACGCCCCCUUGCAUACUCAUUGCACUCAACCUCUUCACGCAUUACUACUAUGUAUGUACGGUGCCACCUGGAUUCGUCCAAGAUGAGGUCUCGCAGCCAGGGAGAGGUCGACUCUGGGCCUCGCCUUCUCAACCGACGAGCUCUGGAGUUCGGUGGUCCAACCGUAGUAUCACGCUAUUGCAAGCGAGCACCACUGCGUGUAGGAAGUGUAGAUUGAUGCGCCCAGAAAGGGCCCACCAUUGUCGGAUAUGUGGCCGGUGUGUGAUAAAAUAUGAUCAUCAUUGUCCUGUAAAUGCUGGCACAAUUUCUUCGUGGGGGAUAAACCAAUGUGUUGGGCUAAAUAACGAGAGGCAUUUCGUCCUUUUCAUGGCCUACCUAGUAUUAUCGACCUUCUUCUUGAGCAUUCUUGGCUACUCUCAAGCGCUAGAGGCAGUCGGCCUCACAUAUUCUAAUCACUGGCCGUAUAUGGUGCCACAGCUAGCCUAUAUCCUCACCUACAUGCUCUCUGUUGUUCUUUGCAUUGCGGUGUUUAUCAUGCUCUGCUGGCAUCUAUGGGGUGUCACUCGUGGAGAGACUACCGUCGAAGCACAGGAUCAUGAGGUCUACAAGCGCAUUGCAAAGAACAGAGGCGAUAAUUUUGUAAAUUCUUACGACCUUGGAAAGAGCACUAACCUGCGCCUUUUCUUCAAUAUUGGUCCGGACGGAUACCCGUGGUAUACCCUCAUUUUACCCCUACGAAUAAUGCCCUACACCGAUGGCCGUUCGUGGGCACGACGCGAAGGAUUCCAGAGACACCAGGGGAUUCAAGAGGGAGAGGAAUUGACGGAUGACGAUGAAGACGAUAACGAAUAG
Molecule: messenger RNA, 1254 nt
Organism: Suillus clintonianus
Lineage: Eukaryota; Fungi; Basidiomycota; Agaricomycetes; Boletales; Suillaceae
Product: DHHC palmitoyltransferase-domain-containing protein
Exons: 9
Coding region: 229-1254 (341 amino acids)
Molecular function (GO): palmitoyltransferase activity
Source: RefSeq, a predicted model, not a curated record